UUACAAAAUCAUGUCCGCAAAAAUACAUUAGUCACAAUUGUCGAGAUAGGAGAACCUAACCACAGACCUUUGAAGUUGAAACAGUAGUCUAAGGUGGAAUUUCUAACCACAAAUGAAAAGAAGUGUUCAAUACUCCAAAACUCAGUGCUCAUAUAUGCCCCACUCAUUCUUUGAAAAAUAGACUGAGCUUCUCUUUCUCUCUCUCAAUUUUCAUUCCUUGUCUGCAACAUCAUCAUUUUCUUCUCUGCUUAAUCCAGUAAUCCAGUUCAUCUUGAAAGGCUUAACGGUAUUAUUGUCUCCAAUUAUCAGUGUCAUUAGCACCUCUUUUAGUCUUUUGAUUGCCAGGAAUAUACAUGGGUGGUGAGGAGAAUCAGCUACACAUCUUCUUCUUCCCCUUCAUGGCGCAUGGCCACAUGAUACCAACCAUAGACAUGGCAAAGCUAUUUGCUUCUCGAGGAGUGAAAGCAACCAUUGUCACCACUCCUCUCAAUGCACCACUUGUUUCCAGAACAAUCCAGAGGUCAAAAGGUUUGGGUUUUGAUAUCAAUAUCAAAACCAUCAAGUUUCCUGCUGUUGAGGUUGGACUGCCAGAAGGAUGCGAAAACGCAGAUUCGAUCACUUCUCAUGAGACACAGGGAGAAAUGACCAAAAACUUUUUCAUGGCAACAGCCAUGCUCCAACAACCACUUGAGAAGCUACUACAAGAAUGCCACCCUGAUUGUCUUAUUGCUGACAUGUUCCUUCCUUGGACUACUGAUGCUGCAGCCAAAUUUGGGAUUCCAAGAUUAGUAUUUCAUGGCAUCAGUUGCUUUUCUUUGUGCACUUCAGAUUGCUUGAACAGAUAUAAGCCGUACAAGAAAGUUUCUUCAGAUUCUGAGCUGUUUGUUGUGCCUGAGCUUCCUGGUGACAUCAAGUUCACAAGCAAGCAACUGCCAGAUUAUAUGAAACAAAACGUGGAAACUGAUUUUACUAGGUUAAUUCAAAAGGUCAGAGAAUCAUCACUGAAGAGUUAUGGGAUUGUCGUCAAUAGUUUCUAUGAGCUCGAGUCGGAUUAUGCUAAUUUUUUGAAGGAGUUAGGGAGGAAGGCAUGGCACAUAGGCCCAGUUUCGCUAUGCAAUAGAGAAUUUGAAGAUAAAGCACAGAGAGGAAAGGAAGCUUCAAUUGACGAACAUGAGUGUUUGAAAUGGCUCGACUCAAAGAAGCCUAAUUCAGUUGUUUAUAUAUGCUUUGGAACUGUAGCCAAUUUCAGUGAUUCUCAGCUAAAGGAGAUUGCAAUAGCUCUUGAAGCUUCAGGGCAACAGUUUAUUUGGGUUGUCAGGAAAGACGAGAAAGCUAAAGAUAAAGAGGAAUGGUUGCCUGAGGGAUUUGAGAAAAGAAUGGAAAGCAAGGGACUGAUUAUAAGAGGAUGGGCGCCACAAGUAGUGAUUCUUGAUCACGAAGCUGUAGGGGGGUUUGUGACUCAUUGUGGGUGGAAUUCGACCAUGGAAGGCAUAGCUGCCGGGAAGCCAAUGGUAACAUGGCCAGUUUCCGCAGAACAAUUCUUUAAUGAGAAGCUGGUGACUGACGUGCUAAAAAUUGGUGUGGCUGUUGGUGUUCAACAAUGGGUUACAGUAUACGGGGAUAAAAUUACGAGUGGAGCGGUAGAAAAGGCCGUAACUCGAAUCAUGACAGGUGAAGAAGCAAAGGAAAUGAGAAGCAGAGUUGAGGCCCUUGGAGGAAUGGCAAAGAGGGCUAUCGAAGAAGAUGGUUCAUCUUACUCUAAUUUGAAUGCUCUAAUUGAAGAAUUAAGAGUCAGGCGACCCUGAAAACAAGCAAGCAGUAGGAAGAUUUCAGAUUUUUAAGCCAUGGCAGGGAACUUGAUUCUAUAGAAUGUUGUUUAGUGAGAGAGGACAGCGCGUGUUCCUGAUGAAUUAUUUUUUACAUGCUUUGAAUCCUUACCAUCUCCCUUAAUCUCUUUCUUUUAUGGUUGAUCGCCAGCUCUCAUUCAGUGCUUCUUGUAUGCAAACAAACUGCAUGCUUCAGUGAAAUUUGGUGCAGUGUGAAUAAGCCAAUCUCUGCUCACAAAGCUUGGUUAUAAAGCAAAGCAGAGGUUGAAGAAGCUUCCGAAUGCAAGACAGAAAAACAUAUCUUGAUAUAUUUUUAAAUAAAAAAAUACCUGCUUACUGCU
Populus euphratica (Euphrates poplar) is the source of this 2167-nucleotide messenger RNA. RefSeq names its product scopoletin glucosyltransferase-like. The transcript has a single exon. The record is from RefSeq and is a predicted model, not a curated record. The coding region runs from base 354 to 1805 and encodes 483 amino acids. Gene Ontology annotation, molecular function: UDP-glucosyltransferase activity. NCBI's taxonomy places the organism in Eukaryota, Viridiplantae, Streptophyta, Magnoliopsida, Malpighiales, Salicaceae.